Bombina bombina (fire-bellied toad) is the source of this 792-nucleotide messenger RNA. It is a transcript of the gene POMP, whose product is annotated as proteasome maturation protein. The coding region runs from base 148 to 576 and encodes 142 amino acids. Gene Ontology annotation, biological process: proteasome assembly. The record is from RefSeq and is a predicted model, not a curated record. The transcript is spliced from 6 exons. Lineage: Eukaryota; Metazoa; Chordata; Amphibia; Anura; Bombinatoridae. Gene Ontology annotation, cellular component: nucleus; cytoplasm.
UAAUUUCCCUAUCCGUCCAGUUUUUGUGACGUUCGGUAGCUUUUGUCGCCUCACACAUGCGCACUAGCAGUACUAAAGGAAGUGAAUUUGCUAAACGCAUUGUCAUUUCGUUGAAGAGAGAGAAGUAUUAUUAUUAUCACUAGCACCAUGAAUACUAAAGCACUUGGGUCUCAGCUUAAGGACAGCAUCCCGAUUGGUGAGCUUUCUACUCAGUAUGGUGGUUAUGGAAUUCAAGAUACUCUUCGUACAGGGUUUACAAGUGUGCAGAAUGAACUUCUACCAAGCCAUUCUUUAGAGUUGAGUGAAAAGAAUUUUCAGAUAAACCAAGAGAAGGUCAACUUUUCUACCGUAAGAAAUAUUCAAGGUUUGCAUGCACCCCUGAAACUGCAAAUGGAGUUCAAAGCUGUCAAGCAGGUACAACGUCUCCCAUUUCUUCAGAGCUCUAACAUAGCAUUGGAUUCGCUGAGAGGGAAUGAUGACUCUAUUGGAUUUGAAGAUAUUUUAAAUGAUCCUUCACAGUGCGAACUUAUGGGAGAGCCUCACAUGAUGAUGGAAUAUAAACUGGGUUUAUUGUAAUAUCUGUAAAAAGAAAAUAAUAAAUACAAAUUAGGGAAUUAUUUUGUAAUGGUCUAAGAUACUUGGUUUGAAAUUAUUCUUUGUACUGUAUGAUCAAGUUAUCCAUACUUCCUUUUCCCAGUAUGACAUUUUACUUAUUUUGUGUGUUGUAAAAACAAAUGCAAACAUAUCAUCUGCUGCCAAACACAUUAAAAAGAUUCUACAAAAACGGAAAAA